AUGGAGUACCUUCAUCUCUUCCUCCUCUUCCUCACCUGCAACCUUCCUCCACCUGUACCUGGACCUCCUGCACGCCUGCGCACGCUCGCGAGCUUCAGAAAGGCAGAAUCACUGAUAAUGAAUUUGACCCUCUUGUGUGUGUUACAGAUUCUUCAGCUGUGCUUUUCCAUGUCGUCAGUCUCAGCUUCAUCUACUGGUGGCCUCAAUCAUGAUUACGUGAUCGUGACCCCGGUGGAGGUCGACUCUCUCGGAGGCUACGUCACCCACAACCUGGCGAGGUCCGGCCGCCGAAGCCGGAGGUCCGCGGGAGGAAACGCAGCUCACUCCGGCGUGCACUACAGUCUCUCUGCUUUCGGGAAGAACCUGCACCUGGAGCUGCAGCCUGCCGCCGUGAUCGCCGACGGGUUCACCGUGCAGACGCUCGGCCCAGACGGCGUCCGGGCGACGGAGGUGGGUCCAGACGUCCGGGACUGUCUGUAUCAGGGCAGCGUGAGGAACCACUCGUCGUCUUCGGCUGCCAUGUCCACCUGCUCGGGUUUGUCGGGUCUAAUCCGGAUGUCGGACGAGGAGUUCUUCAUCACCCCUCUGCCCCGGCAUUUGGCCGUGGAGCACAACAUCAGCGCCCCCGCCGGACACCACCCGCACGUUAUUUACAAACGCUCGGCCGAGCGCCGGGUCCACGGAGACGGAUCGCACGGGUCAGACGGGCAUCACUCGUAUCACCACGGUCAUCACCGGAAGCAGCACUUCUGUGGACGCCGCAAGCAAUAUGCCCCCAAGCCCCCCGCCGAGGAUCGCUUCAUCAUGCCCGACGAGUUCGAGACGCCAGGCCGGACGAAGCGUUCCCCGAUCCCGUCCAACAACGUGGGCGCUCUGAACGUGGAGACUCUGGUGGUGGCGGACAGGAAGAUGGUGGAGAAACACGGCAGGGAGAACGUCACCACCUACAUCCUCACCAUAAUGAACAUGGUCUCCAGUUUGUUUAAAGAUGGCACCAUCGGAACCGACAUCAACAUCGUGGUCGUCAGCCUGCUCCUCUUAGAGCAUGAUCCACUGGGUCUCUCCAUCAGUCACCAUGCGGAUCAGUCUCUGAACAGUUUCUGUCAGUGGCAGUCGGGGCUGAUGGGUAAGAACGGUAAACGACACGAUCACGCCGUUCUGCUCACCGGACUGGACAUCUGCUCGUGGAAGAACGAGCCGUGCGAUACGCUGGGUUUUGCCCCCAUCAGCGGGAUGUGCAGUAAAUAUCGAAGCUGCACUAUAAACGAAGACACGGGACUGGGCCUCGCCUUCACCAUCGCUCACGAGUCUGGCCACAAUUUUGGAAUGAUCCACGAUGGAGAAGGGAACCCCUGCAGAAAGGCGGAGGGGAACAUCAUGUCUCCGACCCUGGCGGGGAACAACGGUGUGUUUUCCUGGUCGGCCUGCAGUCGUCAGUACCUCAACCGCUUCCUGGGCACGACUCAGGCCUCGUGUUUGGUGGAUGAGCCGAAGCUAAUUGGUCAGUACAAAUACCCGGAGCAGCUACCCGGUCAGAUCUACGAUGCCGACACGCAGUGCAAGUGGCAGUUCGGCUUCAAGGCCAAGACCUGCAGGCUGGAGUUUGUCAAGGACAUCUGCAAGUCACUGUGGUGCCACAGGUCAGGACAUCGAUGUGAGACCAAGUUCAUGCCAGCCGCCGAGGGUACAAAGUGUGGGCCAGACAUGUGGUGUCGGAAGGGUCAGUGCGUGAAGUUCGGGGAUCACGGGCCGCUGGCUGUUCACGGUCAGUGGUCGAGCUGGUCUGAUUGGUCCGACUGUUCGAGAAGCUGUGGAGGCGGGGUCAUGUACCGUGAACGAUCCUGUAACAGUCCCAGGCCGCAGCACAGUGGAAGAUUCUGCCAGGGUUCGAGUCGACUGUACCAGCUGUGUAACACCGGGCCAUGCCAGCGAGACGCCAUGGAUUUCCGAGCUGAGCAGUGUGCCGAGUACAACAGCAGGCCGUUCCGAGGCUGGUACUAUAAGUGGAAACCCUACACCAAAGUCGAAGAUGAGGAUCUUUGCAAGCUGUACUGCAUCGCCGAGGAUUUCGAUUUCUUUUUCGCCAUGUCCAGCAAGGUGAAGGAUGGGACGUCGUGCUCCGAUCACACACCGGACGUGUGUAUCGACGGGAUAUGUCAGUCAGUGGGAUGUGAUCACGUUUUGGGUUCCAGCGCUGCUCUGGAUGCGUGUGGCGUGUGUUUAGGUGAUAACUCCACCUGCACAGUGUACAGCGGCCAGUACUCCUCACAGCACCCUGUUAACGAUUAUUACCAAGUGGUGACGGUUCCCGCCGGCGCUCGAAGCGUCCACGUACGGGAGAUGGAAACCUCCAGCAGUUACCUGGCCGUUCGAGGUCCGAAACAGGGCUCGUAUUUUCUGACUGCUGAUUGGACAGUGGACUGGCCGGGGAAAUUCCAAUUUGCCGGGACUACUUUUACCUACCGGCGCUCGAUUCAUCAGCCCGAGAGCCUGUUCGCCACGGGACCCACCAAUCAAACCCUCGUCUUUGAAAUCCUCCUGCAGGGGAAGAACCCGGGCGUGUUUUGGGAGUACUCCCUUCCUCUGGAGGAAAAGAAACACAACUACACGUGGAGCGUGAUCCGCUCGGACUGCUCCGCCUCGUGUGCGGGAGGUCGUGUGUCGGUGAAAGCGGUGUGUAUACAGGAUAAACUCUCUCAGGUCAACGCCUCACUGUGCGACACUCGCACCAAACCCGUGCUGGCAUCUCAAAUCUGCAACACUCGGCCCUGCCCAGCCCAUUGGUCUGUAGGUAAAUGGGGCGUGUGCAGCACAUCGUGCGGAGGAGGGCAGCAAAGUCGCAACGUCCACUGUUCACGAAAGGUGAUGUACCAGCGGGAGGAGCUGGCGCUGUCCUCGCUGUGCCCUGUACCUGCCCCGGCUCAGACACAGCCCUGCAAUACACACUCCUGUCCACCAGAGUGGGGUACAGGCUCCUGGUCUCAGUGCUCUAAGACGUGUGGGCGUGGCGUGAGGGUUCGCAGCGUGUUCUGCCACAGUCCGGAUCGUAUGUCCGGCCCGGCGGUCCUGCCCGACGGUACGUGUGAGCUCCAGCUGAAACCUAAAGCUCAGGAGAGCUGUGUGAUCAGUCGCUGUCCCAAAAACGAGAGGCUGCAGUGGAUCAGCACGGCGUGGGGAGAGUGCUCAGUCUCAUGUGGUGGAGGAGUGAUGAGGAGAGAUCUGCGCUGUGGAGAGAGAGACUCUAACGGAGGAUUUACCGAAGUCCCUGUCAGAAGGUGCAGAAAUCUACGGAAGCCUCACACUGACCUCCAGCAGGUCUGUAACAAGGACCGGUGUCCUGAAGUCCAACCACCAGUCCUUCCACCCAGCCCGGGCAGGACGGGCAGCGCCAUGGUGCUCGGCUGGUACUCCUCACCCUGGCAGCAGUGUUCAGUCUCGUGUGGAGGAGGCGUGCAGACGCGUACAGUUCAGUGUCUCAGGCACGGCCGGCCUGCAUCGGGAUGCCCACCGCACCAAAGACCCCUCAGCUCCAGAGCGUGCAACACAAACUUCUGCCCUCCUCCGGGCCCGGCGCCACGAGCCACGCUCAGAGGUGAGCAGUCCUGCGUGGAUCGUUUCUCCUGGUGCCAGCUGGUUCCGCAGCACGGCGUCUGUAACCAUCGCUUCUACGGCGAGCAGUGCUGCAAGUCAUGUUCCGCCAACAAGCUCUCGUAGCCCGAGGACCCCCCGUUUCUCACGGGCGCCCCCCUCGGCCUCGGACCGAACCGGAGUAAAAGUGACACUACAGGAACCCAAACUGGAUUUGGGAAAGAAAGGGAGGGGGUGUUGGAGCUUUAAAAGAGGCGCUCCCGGAACUCAAAACGGCGAGGACGUUUUUGUGGAACGCUCGACCGGAGGAAAACAUGGUGGAGAGACGAUGUGCAGGUCUGGAACUGGAAUCGGGGUUCUGCUCCACCACUGGAAAGAAGUGGGAAUUCAAAGAGGGACAAUUUUAAAAGAAAUUCUUCUUUAUUGUUUUAGCUUUUCUCGGAGGUUCUCGUCACCACAGUCUAAGCUAAACGGAGCUGGAAUGUUUAAUAGUGCGUUAACGUUUGAGGAGCCUGGUUCCUGCUCUCUAUUAGGAUUAAUAUCGGGCUGUGUGAGUGCUGGAUGGGAUUUGACGGUCUGUAAUCUGACCUGUUGCUGUAUUUUUUGUUCGUGCAGUGAAGUAUGGUGAUACGGUGAUA
This is a messenger RNA of Trichomycterus rosablanca, 4226 nucleotides long. It is a transcript of the gene adamts18, whose product is annotated as ADAM metallopeptidase with thrombospondin type 1 motif, 18. Gene Ontology annotation, biological process: proteolysis; extracellular matrix organization. The transcript is spliced from 23 exons. Gene Ontology annotation, cellular component: extracellular matrix. The coding region runs from base 1 to 3714 and encodes 1237 amino acids. Gene Ontology annotation, molecular function: metalloendopeptidase activity. The record is from RefSeq and is a predicted model, not a curated record. Lineage: Eukaryota; Metazoa; Chordata; Actinopteri; Siluriformes; Trichomycteridae.